Diplodia corticola is the source of this 1200-nucleotide messenger RNA. RefSeq names its product lipid transfer. Bases 1 to 1200 code for a protein of 399 amino acids. NCBI's taxonomy places the organism in Eukaryota, Fungi, Ascomycota, Dothideomycetes, Botryosphaeriales, Botryosphaeriaceae. The record is from RefSeq and is a predicted model, not a curated record. Gene Ontology annotation, cellular component: cytosol. The transcript has 5 exons.
AUGAGUCUCAAGAGCGGCUACGGCGGCGGCCGGGAUGACGACGCAACAGAGGGCACAAGGCACAAAGCCCCCAGCCGCGAAUACCGCGCUCACACGAUCGGCACGCGAACUGCAGACAAGAUCCCCUCGUCGGCCGCGUUCGACGCCAUCGCCGCCUCGCUCGCCGACGAUGCCGACCGCAAGGACGCGGUGAAGAAGGGCGGCGCCGUCUUCGCCUUCACCAUCAAGAACCAGGCGGGCGAGACGGACAGCUGGUACAUCGACCUCAAGAAGACGGGUACCGUCGGCAAGGGCGCCGCGCCCGAGGGUGGCAAGGCUGAUGGUGAGUUUGACACUGUUGAUCUCUGCAAGGACUCGGAUGAUAGGCUGCGAGUCGAUGGGAUGGCUGGGGAGCGUCCGCGUGGUGUGUUGUGUUGCCAGCACAACGCAUCCAUCGCGGUUGCUUCCAGUCUCUCGACGAUCGCGCGCGCUAUGAUGGCGCUGGCUUCGGCUUCGGCACCGGCGCCAGCGCCAGCGCCAGCACCAGCACGGCAGUUGGCAGUUGGACGGCGCCUGAACCGCGGCAUAAUCCCAACUCCUCGAUGCGCCCUAUCCGCACACGGCGUAGAGAAGUGGAGAUGGUUCACAAUGCUGCUCUCCGACAGCGACUUCGCAUCGCUAGUCGCCGGAAAGGCCAACGCCCAGAAGCUGUUCAUGUCCGGCAAGUUGAAGAUCAAGGGCGACGUCAUGAAGGCCACCAAGAUCGAGCCUGUGUUGAAGAAGGUCCAGGCCAAGGCCAAGCUUAAACAAGCACUCAAGACCACCAGCCAGCUGGAGUCGAUCCCCAAUGGCGAUCAAUUCAACUACGAAAUGUCAACCUUAGUCGUUCUCAUCUUCUCCGACGUGCUAUCUACGCUUCUUUCGUGCUCAGCUUUCAGUCUGGAUGCAAUGAUCCUGGACAGUCCAACGACUCACGACUAUCUUGAUGAUCCCAGUCAGGCCUGCUGGCUGUACGCAGAGUACAAGGUCAACAAGCACUCGAUGACGGCAUUCGUCCUCAUCAACACCAACAGUAGGCAUGAGCCGGAGCCCCAGCCCCAACCUCAGCAACUGUUCCCGGGCGAUGGACAUCCACCCCAGUCUGAAGAUAACAUCUUCGCCACGAUGCGCGACCUGCUCGAGGCUGAUUUGUUCGGCCAGCCUGCCACAGCUCAGCCGUAG